Molecule: messenger RNA, 400 nt
Organism: Stegodyphus dumicola
Lineage: Eukaryota; Metazoa; Arthropoda; Arachnida; Araneae; Eresidae
Cellular component (GO): cytoplasm
Molecular function (GO): protein binding
Source: RefSeq, a predicted model, not a curated record
UUAUAAUUUUUUUUACACUUUUUUUCAGUUAUUUCAUGGAAUGCAGACUUUGAGAGGUGGUGUUGAUCUUUCUCAUUUUUCAAAUCUCACAGUCCUAGAAUUAAGAAAAAUUCCUGCUCAUUUGAUAAUUGGCCUUGAAAGUCUUUCUGUUCAACUGAAAGUCCUUAUUUGUACCAGAAGUAUAUAUUUACUUAAGGAAAUUUUUGGAAGUUCAGUUGAUGAAAACAAUACCAGAAGUGUAUGGACUGAGUUAAAGGAGCUGAAUCUUUCUUAUAAUUAUUUAGAAAACUUAGAUAAAUCACUCGAAAGUCUGCCAAAUAUUGAAAUUCUAGACUUGAGCCAUAAUCAUUUAAGGAGUACAGAAGAAAUUCGUGUAAGUGUAUAAAAGUCAGUUUUCAUG